Molecule: messenger RNA, 606 nt
Organism: Dibothriocephalus latus
Lineage: Eukaryota; Metazoa; Platyhelminthes; Cestoda; Diphyllobothriidea; Diphyllobothriidae
Source: the annotation of a GenBank genome assembly
AUGAGGUUAGCAUCAACUGGUGACUUCCACGCGACAUUUGCACUAUUUGUGAGGGGUUUCGCUCUCUACUUUGACCGUGAGGUCCUAAUGACAGAAGUGUUUGACCCGGAGGAAACCCCUUCCCACAUCGCAUCAGGCCCUCUGCGGCUUGAGGUCAAAGCCAUGUAUUCUGGUAAUGAGGCUAUGGAGAUCUUUAACAAACCUCCGUUGAUACCCCAUUUAACCGGAUUCGACUACUUAUUCAGCACCGCAUUUGCUCGAGCAAAGCCCAAACAUGACUGGUGUGCGGUCCUGCACCGCGGUUUUUUGCGCUCAGCUUUCCCCAUCCUCUAUUUGGACUACUGGAAACGUCACCUGUCUCCCAGACUCGCUGCCUACCUUAUUUUCCACUUCUUCAUUCAGUUGCUUCAAGUCUCCUGCUUUCUGGUUGUCAAUCCGCUGAAGACUCAUGUGACUGAAGCCGAUGUUAUGGUGCCUCUGAUAAUGGGCCUCUGCUUGGGCAUCUUGCAUUCCCAAAUUACCUCCGCUCAUGGCUCCCAUGGUUCCAUAUCUGCUACGGGACUGUCUGCAGCAACAGUCGGUGCUACCGAUGUUAUCCUGGCAAAU